This is a messenger RNA of Plectropomus leopardus (leopard coralgrouper), 2034 nucleotides long. The record is from RefSeq and is a predicted model, not a curated record. NCBI's taxonomy places the organism in Eukaryota, Metazoa, Chordata, Actinopteri, Perciformes, Serranidae.
AUGUCUGUGCGGAAACGGCGACGCAGGAGGAAACAGCUGCCUGGCUCCGUGCAAAGACCAGUCUCAUCCACACUGACACACUGUGAAGAGCGACCUGUCUCCGUCAGCUGGGAACCUCCGCCGGCGUCUUUGUGCGUGCGUCUGUCAGCGGAGGAGGAGGGUUUCAGGCAUCAUCACUCAGGCAUCCUCUUACUGGGCUCACUGACUAUAAAGCAUGGGAACCAGACCAGCGAUGACCAUUCUCAUCAAGCAAAUGGAUUCAGACUUUUUCAUGAGUGCUCUCCCUCCCUUACACAGAGGAAGUCGUUGAUCGCCACCAGUCUGAUUGUGGCGGUGUCGCUCUUCGUGGUCGUGGUGAACUACUCGGAGAAGCCCUACUUCCUGCUGCAGCCCGUGUUCGGUCAGACGUUCAGCAGCCACUGGAUGUUCUCCAAGCAGCCGUACAAGGCCUUCAAGCCUCACCUGGGCUAUGUUAGCAUCCCCAAACAGGAGCCUCUGAAGAUUCACUGUGAGCUCUGCAGCAUCGUGUCCAGCUCCGGACAGAUGUUGGGCCAGGCUGCCGGCCCGCAGAUCGACCACUCCCCCUGCAUCUGGCGGAUGAACAACGCGCCCACACGGGGCUUCGAACGUGACGUGGGACAGCGGACCACGCUGAGAGUUGUCUCGCACACCAGUGUCCCCUUGCUGCUGCAGAAGCCCCAGUACUUUUUCGGCCAGGGCAAUGACACCGUCUACGUCGUGUGGGGGCCGCUGCGAAACAUGAGGAAGGAUGGGAAGGGCAUCGUGUACAACAUGCUGCGACAGGCGGCUGAAAACUACCCGCAUGCACGCAUCUACGUCACCACAGAGGACAGGAUGAACUACUGCGACAUGGUCUUCAAGAAGGAGACGGGAAAAGACAGGAUCCAGUCCGGCUCCUACCUCAGCACCGGCUGGUUCACGCUCAUCCUCGCCAUGGACAUGUGCAAAGAGAUCCAUAUCUACGGCAUGAUAAAUGACACCUACUGCAAGACGGAGGGAUACAGAAAGGUUCCCUACCACUACUACGAGGCGGGCAGCCGGGACGAGUGCGCCGAGUACCUGCUCCAUGAGAGCGCCCCGUACGGCGGCCACCGCUUCAUCACUGAGAAAUCUGUGUUCUCAAAGUGGGCCAAAACUCACGCCAUCAAGUUCUUCAACCCGCCGUGGCAGCUGUCGUGACCCCGGCUGAACGGACGCGGAGACACGACACUGUCAUCAUCGUCUUCAUCCGGGGAGCAGCUGGAUCUCAACACUGACACAAAGCGUGUUCCCUGAUGUGCACAAACAUCCAUUUUGGCACAAAUUCCACUUCAUAUCCAUUAAAAAAAGGUUGGUUUAUGGCUGCUUGUCAAGUCCUGGAUGGCGAAUGUCCAGGAUGUGUUUGUUUUUUAUGACAGCCUCUCAAACAGACAAAGGUUUGACCAACAUGAACAGCAAAAACUCAUCUCCUGCUUCUUGGAAAGUCUUUCUCUCCUGAGUUUGAGAGCUGAAGAAAGUGCACAGCACGCUGCUCUUCACUGACUAAUCGAUCCGUUCGCUGCUCUGUGAGUUUAGCGAAAGAUAGCUCCGAGAUUAACUUGGGUGAGAAAAAAAAGAGGGGAAAACAACACGAAGAAGAAACAACCAUCUGCCAACUUUCUGUGACCUCAGCAGCAUACAUGUCUGCAGGCUCUGCACAUCGCAAAGGCUGAAUUGAAAUGUUUUUCGGGACCGGAGCUGAAGAGGAGCUCAGCUGCUGCAGAGACGACUCGUGUUGCCAUGGACGCCUGACGAGCUCGCCUACUCUGUUUCCUCAGCGCGUCUGUCCUCCUCUGUCAGGCUGUAAUUAAUCUAUAAGGAGCAUCAUUCAGGCCUUCAUCCCUGACCAAGGGAUUACUGAAGGCAGGUUUCAAUUUACUUCCCCCCAACUUAAAAAGCUUCAGCACAUUUUAUUUGGAAACGAAACAGCAAACUAGAACCAGAGUUGUCGAGUUAUAAACAGCUUGUUGUUGUUGCUGUACGGUAGCAGAGAAG